Messenger RNA from Parnassius apollo (apollo), 1800 nucleotides. The record is from the annotation of a GenBank genome assembly. Lineage: Eukaryota; Metazoa; Arthropoda; Insecta; Lepidoptera; Papilionidae.
AUGUAUUUGUCCACAGAUAUGAGGCUGAUAACUCCCGGUUGUGUGAACGAUCCGCGCGUCAUGCCCUACUUUACAUUGUUUGUACUUGCGGCCGCCAUGGCGCUAUAUUUGACCAUGGGAGCGUCAGUGUUCCAGGCCAUCGAAGGACCUCUAGAACUAGAAACCGAGGCUAAGAUCGCGAAGAUGAAGAUGGACUUUCUCAAUGAUCACCCGUGUCUCUCAGUAAAGGUAGCUAUCAAAAUGCUGGACAAGCCGAAGUACUCUCGAGUGCAAUCGUACGGCAGCAUGAGCUCAGCUCGUAGCGACGACGACAUGACGGUACAUAGCCAACUCUUCCCUUACCCGAAGAAGAUGGUCGUCGAACGCGAGAUCCUAUACGAAGAAGAGCAUCCGCCAUUUCAGCCGCUGUUCGCAACAACCAGGAUCUUCGGCAAGGCCAGAUUCACAUGUCUCAUGGCAUUGUACCUCUGUUUCUAUGUGCUGUUCCUGAUAGCAGGUGCGAUCGUCUUCUCUUCGCUGGAGGCUCCACUUGAAAACGAAAUACGACUCGAUAUAAUUCGCGCCAAACAAAAAUUCAUGGCCCGCUAUCCUAAUGUCCUAGAAUCUAAAGCGAUGGAGAAGCCGAAAUACGUCCGUAUACAAUCGUACGGCAGCGUACGCUCAGCUCGGAGCGAGGAUGACAUGACAGUGCGCAGCCAACUUUUCCCGUACUCGAAGAAGAUGAUUGUAGACAGAGAGAUCCAGUACGAAGAAGAGCACCCGCCGUUUCAACCGCCGUCCGUAACAACCACGCUUUUCGGCAACUUCAGAUAUCUGUUGGGGCUGUACAUUGUCUUCUACGUAGUAUUCCUGGUAGCGGGGGCGGUAGUGUUCUCCGCUUUGGAAUCACCGCGGGAUGAACUGGCACGACAGAAUGUAAUUCGUGCCAAGGAGGACUUUAUGACUCUUUACCCCGAUAUCUUAGAUGAUGACCUUGAGGCACUGCUGGAAGAAGUAAUACGGGCUAGCAACCAAGGAGUGUCCGCCUCGAGGAACGUCAGCGGUGGACCGAACUGGAGCUUUGGGCAGUCUCUUUUCUUCUCAUCCACAGUGGUCACUACAAUUGGCUACGGACAUGUUACCCCUCUUUCAAAACCUGGCAAGCUGUUCUGCAUGGUAUAUGCUUUACUCGGAAUACCAUUGACGUUGGUGCUGCUGUCUGCAUUGGUGGAACGUCUUCUACUGCCCGCUACGGCGCUACUACGGUCCCUCAAUGCAGCACUUGGGCACCUAUACCGCCCCUUCACGAUACGCCUUGUGCAUCUGGUGAUUAUUGUGAUGAUAUUCGUGGUAUUCUUCAUCCUGGUGCCAGCGGCGAUCUUCGCGAGCCUUGAGCCCGAAUGGGAUUUCCUGGAUUCAUUGUACUAUUGCUUUAUUUCGUUGACGACCAUCGGCCUCGGCGACUACAUCCCCGGUGAUUCACCCGGACAACCCUACCGACCUCUGUACAAGGUGGCCACUACAAUAUACCUAAUCACCGGGCUGACGUUCCUCAUGCUGACGCUCACCGUGUUCUACGACAUACCGCAGCUGAAUCUCAGCACGGUGUUCUCGUCGAUAAAGCUGGACGAAGACCCCGAGAAGAUGCGGCUUAGUGGCUCGGGUGCGGGACCCGGAUACGGAAUCGGAGGCCUAGUAAUGCGCGACGACUACGGACAUGAUCAGCGCCGCUCCGUCGUCCACAUCCGGCCCCAUCUCGACGACAGCCCCAGUCCUGAAGACACCACGCCAGUACACGCGCGAGACAUUCGAGUUCAUUAA